Messenger RNA from Aphidius gifuensis, 4719 nucleotides. RefSeq names its product DNA-directed RNA polymerase II subunit RPB2-like. The coding region runs from base 401 to 3928 and encodes 1175 amino acids. The record is from RefSeq and is a predicted model, not a curated record. Gene Ontology annotation, cellular component: RNA polymerase II, core complex. Gene Ontology annotation, molecular function: ribonucleoside binding; DNA binding; DNA-directed RNA polymerase activity. NCBI's taxonomy places the organism in Eukaryota, Metazoa, Arthropoda, Insecta, Hymenoptera, Braconidae. Gene Ontology annotation, biological process: DNA-templated transcription. The transcript is spliced from 2 exons.
AUCCAUUAAGCACUUUCGGUUGAAAGUGUGUAUCAAACAAUCAUACGAAAUUGUGUGGUAAUCUUCAUUAAUUCCUUAGCCAUUCGCCUAUAAUUAAAUUACAAGCUUGUAAUGUGGCAGUAUAUUACAUAUAUGGAAAAAACCGGCCUUAAAUACCCUAUGUAAGUUAUUGUAAUUUACACGGUAUGUUACCUACCAUACCGAACACUGCUGUCUUCACCAGUCUUCAACUCUUCACCUUCCACAGACUUUUCACUUUUCAGUCAUUCAGUGACUAGUGAGUACAUAAAUACGGAGUACGGCGUAUGUACCGCAUCUUACACCGUACCCAUGUUACCAAUAAUACAUUAACUAUAACGUUUUACUCCAAAAAACAAUAUUAAUAUUAUAGAAAUCAAUCAUGUAUGACACUGAAGAACAUGAAUAUGAUGAUGAAGAAGAGGGCGAAAUUUCAGCAAAAUUAUGGCAAGAAGCAUGUUGGAUUGUUAUAAAUGCAUAUUUUGAUGAAAAAGGUCUUGUACGUCAACAACUUGAUAGUUUUGAUGAAUUUAUUGAAAUGUCCAUUCAACGUAUUGUUGAAGAUUCACCGCAAAUUGAUUUACAAGCAGAGGCACAACAUAAAUCUGGUGAAAUUGAAAAUCCAGUGAGACAUACUGUUAAAUUUGAACAAAUUUACUUAUCAAAACCAACACAUUGGGAAAAAGAUGGUGCACCGUCACCAAUGAUGCCAAAUGAGGCACGUUUACGAAAUUUAACAUAUUCAGCACCUCUUUAUGUUGAUAUUAUUAAAACAGUUAUAAGAAAUGAUGAAGAAUCAAACGAGACACAACAUAAUAAAACAUUUAUUGGUAAAAUUCCAAUAAUGUUGAGAUCCAAAUAUUGUUUACUUCAUGGUUUAAUCGAUCGUGAUUUAACUGAGCUAAAUGAAUGUCCAUUGGAUCCAGGUGGUUAUUUUAUAAUCAAUGGAUCUGAAAAAGUACUUAUUGCACAAGAAAAAAUGGCAACAAAUACUGUUUAUGUGUUUGGUAUGAAAGAUGGUAAAUUUGCAUUUAAAGCUGAAAUACGUUCAUGUUUAGAGCACAGUUCACGUCCAACAUCAACAUUAUGGAUAAAUAUGAUGGCUAAAACUGGUGCAAAUAUUAAAAAAUCAGCAAUUGGACAACGUAUUGUUGCUAUUCUUCCAUAUAUUAAACAAGAAAUUCCAAUAAUGAUUGUAUUUCGUGCACUUGGUUUUGUUGCUGAUCGUGAUAUACUUGAGCAUAUAAUAUAUGAUUUUGAUGAUUCAGAAAUGAUGGAAAUGAUAAAACCAUCAUUGGAUGAAGCAUUUGUUGUACAAGAACAAAAUGUUGCAUUAAAUUUUAUUGGUACACGUGGUGCUAAACCAGGUGUUACUAAAGAAAAACGUAUUAAAUAUGCACGUGAAAUAUUACAAAAAGAAAUGUUACCACAUGUUGGAAUAAGUGAUUUUUGUGAAACUAAAAAAGCAUAUUUUCUCGGUUAUAUGGUACAUCGUGUAUUAUCAGCAGCACUUGGUAGACGUGAACUUGAUGAUCGUGAUCAUUAUGGUAAUAAACGUCUUGAUUUAGCUGGACCAUUAUUAGCAUUUUUAUUUCGGGGUUUAUUUCGUAAUUUAACAAAACAAGUACGUAUGUAUGCACAAAAAUUUAUUGAUCGUGGAAAAGAUUUUAAGCUUGAAAUAGCAGUAAAUACAAAAAUAAUAACUGAUGGUUUACGUUAUUCAUUGGCAACUGGUAAUUGGGGUGAUCAAAAAAAAGCUCAUCAAGCACGUGCUGGUGUGUCACAAGUAUUAAAUCGUUUAACAUUUGCAUCAACAUUAUCACAUUUACGACGUGUUAAUUCACCAAUUGGACGUGAUGGUAAGCUAGCUAAACCACGUCAAUUACAUAAUACAUUAUGGGGAAUGCUAUGUCCAGCUGAAACACCAGAAGGUGCUGCUGUUGGUUUAGUUAAAAAUUUAGCACUAAUGGCAUAUAUUAGUGUUGGUUCACAGCCAUCGCCUAUACUUGAGUUUUUAGAAGAAUGGUCUAUGGAAAAUCUUGAAGAAAUUGCACCAAGUGCAAUUGCUGAUUCAACAAAAAUAUUUGUUAAUGGUUGUUGGGUUGGUAUACAUCGUGAUCCAGAUCAAUUAAUGGCAACAUUACGUAAGCUACGUCGUCAAAUGGAUAUUAUUGUGUCUGAAGUAUCAAUGAUACGUGAUAUACGUGAUCGUGAAAUACGAAUAUAUACUGAUGCUGGUAGAAUAAGUAGACCAUUAUUAAUUGUUGAAAAUCAACAAUUAUUAUUAAAAAAACGCCAUAUUGAUUUGCUAAAAGAACGUAAUUAUAAUAAUGAUGGAUGGCAAGAAUUAGUUGGUAGUGGUGUUGUUGAAUAUAUUGAUACAAUGGAAGAAGAAACAGCAAUGAUUGCAAUGAAUCCAGAAGAUCUUGGUUAUAAAAAAGAUGCAUACUGUACAACAUAUACACAUUGUGAAAUUCAUCCAGCAAUGAUAUUAGGUGUAUGUGCAUCAAUUAUACCAUUUCCAGAUCAUAAUCAAAGUCCAAGAAAUACAUAUCAAAGUGCUAUGGGUAAACAAGCUAUGGGUAUGUAUGCAACAAAUGUACAUACACGUAUGGAUACACUUGCUCAUUCAUUAUAUUAUCCACAAAAACCACUUGUUACAACACGUUCAAUGGAAUAUUUAAGAUUUCGUGAGCUACCAGCUGGUAUUAAUAGUAUUGUUGCUAUAUUAUGUUAUACUGGUUAUAAUCAAGAAGACAGUGUCAUCCUCAAUGCAAGUGCUGUUGAACGUGGUUUUUUCCGUUCAGUAUUUUAUCGUUCAUAUAAAGAUGCUGAAUCAAAAGUAAAUGGUGAUCAAGAAGAACAAUUUGAAGUACCAACAAGACAAACAUGUCAAGGUAUGCGUAAUGCAAUGUAUGGUAAAUUAGAUGAUGAUGGUAUUAUUGCACCUGGUUUACGUGUAUCUGGUGAUGAUGUUGUUAUUGGUAAAACAAUUAUGUUACCAGAAACAGAUGAUGAGCUUGAUUCAACAACAAAACGUUAUAUAAAACGUGAUGCAUCAACAUUUUUACGUAAUAGUGAAUCUGGUAUUAUUGAUCAAGUUAUGUUGACAUUAAAUAGUGAGGGUUAUAAAUUUUGUAAAAUACGUGUUAGGAGUGUUAGAAUACCACAAAUUGGUGAUAAAUUUGCAUCACGUCAUGGACAAAAAGGUACAUGUGGUAUACAAUAUAGACAAGAAGAUAUGCCAUUUACAUGUGAAGGUUUAACACCAGAUAUUAUUAUAAAUCCACAUGCUAUUCCAUCACGUAUGACAAUUGGUCAUUUAAUUGAAUGUAUACAGGGUAAAGUAUGCGCAAAUAAAGGUGAAAUUGGUGAUGCAACACCAUUUAAUGAUGCUGUUAAUGUACAAAAAAUAUCAACUUUAUUACAAGAAUAUGGUUAUCAAUUAAGAGGAAAUGAAGUUAUGUUUAAUGGACAUACUGGAAGAAAAAUAAAUGCACAAGUAUUUUUAGGACCAACAUAUUAUCAACGUUUAAAACAUAUGGUUGAUGAUAAAAUUCAUAGUAGAGCUAGAGGACCUGUACAAAUACUUGUUAGACAACCAAUGGAAGGUCGUGCUAGAGAUGGUGGUUUACGUUUUGGUGAAAUGGAACGUGAUUGUCAAAUAUCACAUGGUGCUGCUCAAUUUUUAAGAGAAAGAUUAUUUGAUGUUUCUGAUCCAUAUCGUAUACAUGUUUGUAAUUUUUGUGGUCUCAUUGCUAUUGCUAAUUUACGUAAUAAUACAUUUGAAUGUAAAGGAUGUAAAAAUAAGACACAAAUAUCACAAGUUAAACUUCCAUAUGCUGCUAAGCUAUUAUUCCAAGAACUUAUGGCUAUGAAUAUAGCACCAAGACUCAUGACUGUUUCGUAAAUUCAAUUGAAUUAAUAUUUAUUUUAAUUAUACCUACUGUAUAUAUGAAUUUCCCUUUUAUCAAUAAUUUCAAACAAAAUAAAUUGAUAUUUUUAUAAUAUGAUAAUGAAUUAUUUUUUUAUUUUUUAACAAUAAAUAAAAACUAUCAAUUAUCACAUUAUUUCAAAACCAUAAUUUAAUGAUAUUAAUUCUUCACCAGGUUUAUUGUAAUUUUUGAAAUUCUCAAUUUUCCAUUUCCAUGUACCACUGUGUUUAUUGGUUUCAAUUUGAUUUAGUAUCAUUUUUAUUAUUAUUAAAAGAAAAAAAAAAAUUAUUUCAAUUUUAAAAAUGAAGACAAAUUGUUUAUAUUACUGUUAUUUCAAUGUUUCGAUUGACACUGACUAACUGAUUUAUUAAUUUUUAAAAUUUAUAGAAAAGAGAAUGGAUUGGUCGAGGUAUAAUCACCUAUUUUUGUUUUUCGAUAUUUGUUUUUAUAACUUUUCUAAAAAUAUUUUUAAACUUUUAAUUAAUCUGACCUGAAUGGCUUAAAAUAUAUUGAUGAUAAAGUAAAAAAAGUUGAAAUAAACUAUAAAUAUCAAUGAUAAACAUAUACAAACAAAUAUAUACAACAAAUAUUUAUAUUUAAAUUUAUUUCAUAAUUAGUAACUAUUUAUGUCAAUAUUUCGAUUGAUAUCAGGCUAAUGAUCUUUUUUAUAAAAAUAGAAAUAAAUGCGUCAAUUUUAAUAGCAGGCAUUUUAUCUGACGAAUUUUCAAUAAUGUAUUUCAACACUAUUAAUAAAAAAUAUUAAAAU